CGCUUACAGUAUACGCAACAAAAUAUCGUUGGACUAAACAUACGCGCAUGGUCAAAUGUUGAAGUCAUUUUGUUAGAUUUGAUCAUCAAAUGAUAGGGAAGAGACAGUUUGGAGAUAGUUUGGACACAUCAUAGCAGAUGCGGACAUGGAUAUAAACCCAAGGGUCACACAUGAUGGGUUGUUUGACUCUCAUAUGGACUUUCAAGAGUUCGCUGUACCACGUGUCAAAGUGCCGCCUAGAUCAGAAGCAAUUAAACGACAUGAUGUCAUUCAACGGGACACAAAACUUAAUAAAACACAAGCGUCCGAAGUCGACAAAUGCGAUCUGAAGCCCGGUCAUUCCUACAUUGCUUUAAUAUCUAUGGCAAUAUUAAAUCACCCUUCGAAUAAAUUGUUACUAGGGGAUAUAUAUGACUUUAUCACCGACACAUUCCCGUAUUAUCGAAAUUUGGAAGAUCGCUCCUGGCGAAACACAAUACGGCACAACCUCUCCUUAAAUGAGUGCUUCCUAAAAUGUGGACGUAGCGAGAAUGGGAAAGGACAUUAUUGGACUAUUCAUAGUGCGUGCCUUGAGGAUUUCAAACAGGGAGAUUUCCGUCGCAGACGGGCUCGGCGGCUCGCGCGCCAUGGGGAGGAUGGGUCGUCGAACAAUCGUAGCAAUGCCGCUGGUAGACUGAAUAGAUGUCGCUAUGAAUACGUCCCCAUGACGAGUGUCGAGGCAGUGGGGUAUGCAGUACCUGGGUACCGUCAUUACCACCCUUACGCUUUACGAUUCUACAAUUCAACGCCAAUGUUAAGUCACUGCUCAGUGGAUGGCUAA
Owenia fusiformis is the source of this 820-nucleotide messenger RNA. NCBI's taxonomy places the organism in Eukaryota, Metazoa, Annelida, Polychaeta, Sabellida, Oweniidae. The record is from the annotation of a GenBank genome assembly.